UUCAAUCCAAUCAGUAAAAUUGUAGUGGUGUGAAUGCAAAUUAAGUAAAUUAUCAUUGUGACGUCUACCACGACUGACUGUUGGUGUUUUUCAAUAAUAAUUAUUAUUAUUAUUGCUCGGUUUUCAGUUUUCGUAAAUGUCCAAAAUAUUUAUAUAAUAGCAUAAUCACUUGUAUUAUCAUAAAUUCUUAUAAUCACUGAAUCUCCAAAAAAGAAUCGUUUCAUUUUUUGAUGUCGCUGCGAAAUAUGUGAGAAAAUAAUCUUUCAAGUGUCAGUCAGCUACAAAAUUCACAAUGUCUUCGAGAGUGUUGCGAAAAAUGGGCCUACAGGACGAUCGUGACCUGCCACCUGUUAAAGACGAUGCGAGCGAUGAUACUGAAACGAGUUCUGGCGGUGUAAAUAAAAAACGGCACUUAAACAUGUAUGAUUUGCUAAAUAAUGGUUCUAUGUCUGAGUCCGAAGUGAAAGAAGACGAUGACCAUGAGACUACUGGUUCCGUAAACAAGAAAGAUGAAAACAUGUCAUACGAUAAAGAAAACAUUAGAAGGAAAAAGAAGAAAAAAAGAAAGAAGUCGGGUAAAGUAUUGUCAUCACAUACUCGUAGCAGUGAAGAUAAUGUUGAAGACGAAGUGGAAAGGAGUGUACGUGAAGUGAAUAAAAUAUUGGGUGAAGUACCGGACAAAGGUGAAGAUGAAGAUGAUGAAGCUACUUCAUCACAGAAUAUGUUGCACAAUCGUGACACUAUAUUUUUCAAAAAUAUAUUGUCUGUACAGCAUCGUAAUCUUAACCCAAAUAAUGAACUUCGUAAAAUGUUUGGACGUGUUGUUCAUCAAGCUGAGCUUAGCAAACGCAAGUUUAGAGGAAGAAAUCAUUUGAAAACUACAUGGUUAGUUACACCUAAAGACAAUUGGCCACCUGUCGGAAAAUCAGGUUCAACAAUGAAAUAUUUGGAAAGCAAAAAUGGUAUUAUGUAUUUUGCCUUUGAAAAUAGUACAGAAUAUCAACAUGUUCAGUUGCAACUCUUUACAGCUGUGGCUCACAUGGCAUCUAGAAAUCUGGUGAACAUUAUCAAUAACCAUCCAUACCAUGUUGACGUACUUUUACAAAUGACAGAAUGGGCACGACUUAGUGAAGACUUGCCAGUCGCAGCUGAACUCACUGAACAGGCACUGUACUCAUUGGAAAAUUCAUUCCAUCCCAUGUUUAGUUUGUCAAAUGGGAAAUGUCGUUUAGACUACCGUUUACAUGAAAAUAGAGCACUGUUCCUGACUUUAUACAGACAUUUAACAUUUGUUGGACUUAGAGCCUGUUAUCGUACAGCUUUGGAAUUCUGCAAACUUCUUUUAUCCCUAUCUCCAAUGGAUGAUCCUCUUGCUGUAGUUCUAUGUAUUGAUUUUUACGCUUUACGCUCGUCCGAAUAUACAUGGUUCAUUCAUUUUGUGAAUGCUUUUGAUUCCGCAAGAAAUCUAACACAGCUUCCUAAUAUCAAGUUUUCUCUUGCGGUUGCUAAAUGGCAAAAAGGUGAUGUUGAAACUGCUCAUACAUUAUUACAAGAAGCAUUAAUGAUGUUUCCUGGCGUUCUAAUACCUCUGUUAGAAAAGUGUUCCAUCCAGGCUGACAAACGAGUCAAUGCACAUUCAUUCUUCACUACAUAUGCUACAGACACUCAACCGAAAUCAUUGUCUUACUUAAUAUCCAUGUAUAUAACGAGGAGUUAUCAUAUAUGGAAAGAAGUUCAGCUGUUACCAUGGCUUGAGCGCAAUGUGCAAAUUGUACUUGAUAGAGUAGAUGCUAAGGACCCAUUAGUGAAAAACAUGGAAAUCUUACGAACAACUUUGUACAGUGCCAAACCACCAUUGAACAUACACCGACAUUUGUUAUUGUCAGAUAUGAGUGACACAAUUGCACCACCGGCUGAGGCGGUAACAAAUCCAAUUCUCAUUAUGGACCCAUUUCCACCACCAGACGGAACAUCAUUUUACAAUUCCAGAACUACAAACGAUAGUCUCAGUAGAGCAGCUGUGGAAAAUCAUUCUCUUUUUUCUACAUUUUUCCGUUCAUUAAAUCCUGUGUUUCAAGCCCUUUCUGAUGAAAGUAAUGUUGACGAAGAGUUAGCAGCUGAGGCUGAAGCUGUCGCAAGACCUGUAAUAACAAUGGUUGGUGAGCAAAUUGAAGAAAUGAGAAGUGAUUUACGUCAGAGUGUCAACUCUUUGUUAGAUGCUAUGAGGGAUUUACUAUCCAACGUUCACUCACCAAAUAUACCAGCAGAUGGUGAUAUUGAUGAUGAUUCUGAGCUCACGGAUACAGCAUAAUAGUAAAAUUGAAUAAACUUUUAAAUUUUAUGAGAUUUUUUUUUGUGUUCCGAUUAUAUUUAAAUUAUUUUUAAGUUUGAUUGAAUUUAAAUUAUUUUGCAUUAGAAGGCUGGGCUCAUUCUUAUGUGUGUAUUAUAUUCUAUUGUAAUCCUAUUUUAACUAUAUUAAAUUUUGUGUAUAGACAAAAUAUAAAAAAAAAUUAUUUUCAUCACAAAAUUUCAAACAAUUUUAACUCUACCCAAACUACUCAAUAAAACCAUUUUCUUAUUUCUUUAUGCCACAAUAACUAUAAUUAAUCUUUAAGGUAUCAUUAUACUUACAUUUUGAUUUGAUAUUUUAUUACCAUAUAUUAUUGUUUUUUUUUAGCUCUUUCUCGAUGUGUAUUUAAUAAAUAACAUUAGAGCACAGAAUUAAUUUUUUUUAUUUUCUCUCUUGAUAUACAAUUUACAUAUUUAGACUUGAACAACAAGUAAAAUCUUGAAAUAACUUUUGGUUUUUAGUAUGAUACUUGACUAACAACCCACAGGCUAUACCCAUUACCAUAUGACCUACAAAAUAAAUCUAAAUUAGUAUGCAAAUUUUAUUAUUGGCUAUAACCUAUAUUGUAACACAUCAUAUAAGAUCUCUUUAAAAAAAAAUUAAAUUUUAUCGCUAAUAAACUAAUGCUAAGAGAUUUUGAUUUAUUUCAUAGAUUAUAGUUAUGUUUAUCAUGGCUCACUGAGAAACAAUAAUUUCUUAAAUCAUAAUUGUCAAUAAUCAAUAUAAAAAAGAGUAAUUAUAAUACUAAUUCUACAUUAAAUACAUAGAUAAUAUAAAUGUAUAUUUAUGUUAUAUAAUAACUGCAGUUAGUUUUUUGAUUAUUAGAGUUAAUGAAAAUAAAAUAAAUUGAAUUUUUGAAUUUGUCUUUAAAUAAUUUUAUAAAAAUGUUAAGUUGAACAGACAUAAUCUUAGCAUUUAUUAUCUAAUCCCAUUAGUAAUUACCUAAUUUAAUUCUAGUGUCACUAACAAUUAAAUGAAACUAUAAAGAAAGUAUAUCGAACAUAAUUAUAAACAUUGAGCGAACAUUUUUGUACUUAAUUUGUUAUUGUAUUUAAAAAAAUAUAUAUCCAAUAGUAUUUUAUUUUAAAAUAAAGAUUCAACAAUAUUGUUUAUCAAAAUGUGCAUCAAAUACAUCAAAUGAUAUUUAUCAAAAGUAAUUUUACACUCAGAAAGGUUAAUGAGGGUAAAGGGUUCAAUGCUUGAAGUAUAAGACCCAUUUAGAGAUUUUCUUUUAAUCAAAAUAUAACUGCUUCAAUUGUGGGUAGAACAAAUAUAUUUGUUUCAAGAUUCCAAAACUAAAAUCAAUAACCAAAUUUAAAGAUUAUUUACUUUUGAUACCUUGAUUAAAUAUUUUUGUACAAUUAAUUUAUUAUGUUAUUUUGUACGCUAUUUAGUCUUGCCCGUUACAUUUCUAACAAAAAUAAUUAAAAACUUAUUUAAUUCUGAUUAUUUUUUCCAAAAAUGCCUGUGUAUAUAUUAUAUAAUUAUUGUUGCUUGUAUUGGACUAUUUUCUUGAUUUGUAUCAAAAAAAUAUACUCAUAUAUUCAUUUAAAAUUGACAAAAGAUUUAAGGGAAUACAUUUUUUCUUAAUAUAUGUUAUAUAUUUAUAUUUUGUAUAAUAAUAAUUAUUCAUUUUCAAUAUUUUAAUAAUUAUUCUCAGCAUACUUAUUAAUGUUAAAAUAGAUAUUCUUGCAAUUUUUUGAAAAGAGUUAAUACUAUUUUAUAGUUUUUAAUUUAACUUCAGAAAAUUUUGGAAUAAAAAAAAUUUAGUUGGUGUUAAUUAAUACAAAAAUUUAAUCAUUUUUUUUAAUCCAAUAAGCAAAAAUAUUGAUCUUCAUUUUGUGUUUUAUGUUUGUUAAAGUACUUUCAUUUUGUCUAAGAAUAUGUUUUAUUUAAAAAGAACUUUCUAAUUAAUUUUGUAAAACCAAUGCAUUUAUCAAAUUAUAUAUCAUGUAAUAAAUAAAAUACCUAUACUACAAUUAUAA
Messenger RNA from Rhopalosiphum padi (bird cherry-oat aphid), 4335 nucleotides. It is a transcript of the gene Nulp1, whose product is annotated as ribosome quality control complex subunit TCF25. Gene Ontology annotation, cellular component: RQC complex. NCBI's taxonomy places the organism in Eukaryota, Metazoa, Arthropoda, Insecta, Hemiptera, Aphididae. The record is from RefSeq and is a predicted model, not a curated record. Bases 293 to 2311 code for a protein of 672 amino acids. The transcript is spliced from 10 exons.